Molecule: messenger RNA, 1783 nt
Organism: Porites evermanni
Lineage: Eukaryota; Metazoa; Cnidaria; Anthozoa; Scleractinia; Poritidae
Source: the annotation of a GenBank genome assembly
AUGUGCAUCGCGGCCACAAGCAGAAACAUAAAGGUGCGGCGAAAGGUAAAAUCCUAACCUUGGGAGAGAACGCGAGCCUUGCACGUUUCAGAACAAUCCCGAGACUCUUUAACCUUUUGAUUCAGGUGACCAAAUCGGAAGAAUCUGUUAAUCUCAGUGUUGUUUCCGAAAGCUCAAUUGCAGUACCGCCAUUAAGGCUGCUUUAGUUUGAGAAAUAAACGGCUCUACUUCUGAUAGAUCUAAAUCGGUCGACACUGCUAGGCUCUUUAGGCUGUUUCUAGCAUUCUCUACGAACAACUAAUUCGAAAUGCAACUUUGAGAAACUAACAUAAUUAAAAAGCCGAGAAACUUGUGAAUCCCACCAGUGCCAUCAUGGAGUGUUAAAAAACAAAAGAAAAAUGAACAAUAGAGACAUUUUUCGUCAAUGUAUUUUUGCAUCCCUUGAGGAAUCCUCGCCAAUGUAAAAAUAAGCCAUUUAUCAGCCUUUAGCUCGUGGUUAUGUGAUUUAUUCCCCUCGGGCAACGCACGAGGGGAAUAAAUCACAUAACCCCUCGCUUCAGGCCGAUAACCCUUACUUAAUUUACAAAAAGAGGUAUAUUACAUAAUUAUGCAGAAGAUUAAGAAAUGGCGGAUUAUAGAUAUGGCACUGAGUCCCAUCCGACCAAAAUACAUCCGUUAAGGUAUUUGAAAGACUCUCUAAGUAUAUUGAAUUGAAGAUUGAAAAGGCCAGACUGUCGAAAGUAGAUUUAAAAAAGGGCUGGAAAAGUACGUUGACAAAAUUCCGACCACAGCCAGCAUCAACGAGCUUCACAAAAGUACUCCGGCUGCUGGGAACAGCUCGUAUCCUCACAAAGGUUCCUUCGGUGAAGUGAACUCUUUGGUACCCAAGGUCCACUUUUUGGACCCGAUGCUUCAGCGACUUAUGCAGUAUUCGUUUAAUUUAAAAACCUUUGAAUGCAGAGGCGUAUACAACGCGUGUUCUUGCCGGAGUUUUAUUAGGAUCCCAUUCCGCGAAACCUCCUAAAUUCAUCAGCUGACAGCAGGUAUCCGGAGAAUUUGACUUUGUUCUUGGACCCAGUUGUCCAGAAUUGAUUCGGCAGUAGGUUUAAGAGGUGCUGGCAUGCCAAAACACAUGGCUGGGCGGCUUUUAUGUUCCAUGGAAACUGUGAUGAAUGGGGAUCAACUGUUACUAUCAUUCAAGUGGGCAAUUAUAUGUUUGGUGGAUGCAGUGACGUGUCCUGGUAUGCAAUCGGUGAGUCCUUUAUUUGACUUUAACAACCCUGACAUAUAUCGGACGGGAAAUCCGAAAAUAUCACAGAAUCACUCAAAGUAGGAGGUUACUAUAAUGUACUAGGCCGCUAAGAAUGUUGGGAGGGUUUUAACCACGUGCUUUUGAUAGCUGCAGUCAUGUUGUUGUGACUGUAGUCGCACUAAAAUACGUUGAGUUAAAUCUGGUUGUUUGAAUGUUUUACUACUCCGGGGAGUACUACAGUUACGUUUAAAUUUUUUGCCUAAAGGUGAUCAAACAGACUCCUGCGAGAAUUUUCAGCUCGAAUACCAUAAUAUCUUUCAAAACAGAGUAUUUCGCCUGUGAUUGACACCUAUUUCGCGAGUUUUCAUAAAGGGCUCCAAAAUUAGGGUAUAGCGAUUUUUAAAAAAGGUCCCUUUUUAUUUGCUAGGCUCUUGUCGGUAUGGAGAUUCCAGCAAAGCCUUUAUUUACUCACUGAGCAACAACAGUGGUUCUGGAUACGCGGUGUACAACUCAGUGAAGCUAAAUGUCAAG